CCCUGGCUGGCCGGUCGGGCUCGGCGAGGUUACACAAGCGCCCGGAGCGCAGCAGCGGCACGGACGGACGGGCGGACGGGCGGUCCGGCGGCGGCGACACGCACCCAGGAGUCUCCCAAGCCCUGAUGGACAUCUGAUAAUUUGCAGCCAGCAAGCUGGAAGAGCAUGGUUAAACACCAGCCACUCCAGUAUUAUGAGCCCCAGUUGUGUUUGUCAUGCCUGACGGGAAUUUAUGGCUGCCGAUGGAAGCGGUACCAGCGGUCACAUGAUGACACCACCAAGUGGGAACGCCUCUGGUUCUUGAUCCUCACCUUUUCUUUCUUCCUGACCCUGAUCUGGUUCUAUUUCUGGUGGGAAGUUCACAAUGACUACAAUGAAAUCAACUGGUUUUUAUAUAAUAGAAUGGGAUAUUGGAGUGACUGGUCCAUUCCAAUACUCGUUACAACGGCUGCUGGUUUCACGUACAUCACAGCUUUAUUGAUUUUAGCACUUUGUCACAUAGCUGUAGGACAACAGAUGAACCUGCACUGGAUCCAUAAGAUUGGGUUGAUAACUACCUUGAUCUCGACUGUUGUUACUAUGAGUUCAGUAGCCCAGUUAUGGGACGAUGAAUGGGCUAUGGUGGUCAUAUCUUUGCAAGCAACGGCUCCCUUUCUGCAUCUAGGAGCGCUUGUGGCUGUCACCGCUCUGGCUUGGUUGGUGUCCGGGCAAUUUGCGAAAGCAGAAAGAGCCGCUUCCCAGCUCCUGAUGUUUGGGACCUACUUUGCAGUUGUCCUUGCGCUUUACCUGGUGCCCCUCACGAUCUCUUCCCCUUGCAUCAUGGAAAGGAAGGACCUCGGGCCCAGGCCGGCUAUUCUUGGCCACCGCGGAGCACCCAUGCUAGCUCCUGAAAACACUCUGAUGUCCUUCCAAAAAGCAGUUGAGCAGACAGUCUACGGUGUGCAGGCAGAUGUGGUGAUAAGUUAUGACGGAGUGCCUUUUCUAAUGCAUGACGAGACAUUGCGAAGGACGACCAACGUGGAGGAAGUGUUCCCUGAACUUGCCUAUGAGCAUUCCUCCAUGUUCAACUGGACAGAUUUGGAAAGACUAAAUGCCGGCAAGUGGUUCCUCAAGAGUGACCCCUUCUGGACAGUCGACUCGCUUUCCCCAUCUGACUUCGUAAAAGCUGCAAACCAGUCAGUCUGCAAACUGACUGAGAUGCUGGAGACAAUCAAGGGCAAUGCCACCGUCCUCUUGAACCUCCAGGAUUUGCCCGAAGAGCACCCUUACUACAGCACUUCGGUCAACAUCACCCUGGAAACUGUCCUCACCUCGGGCAUCCCUCAGCAGACUGUGAUGUGGUUGCCCAGUCUGGAGAGGAAUCUCGUUCAAGAAAUGGCCCCUGGUUUCCAGCAGACCUGCAGUCAGAAGACAGACGCUCAGCGGCUGAGAGACAGAGGUUUUCGGAAGCUCAACCUGCGAUACACCAAGGUCACCAGCGAGGAUAUCAGGGAAUAUGCCAGUGCAAACCUGAGUGUCAACUUGUACAUCGUCAAUGAACCGUGGCUGUAUUCCAUCCUCUGGUGCAUGGGGGUCCAGUCUGUCACCUCCGACAGCUCCCACGUUCUCCGCCGGCUGCCUUCCCCGCUCUGGCUGAUGCGUCCAGACGAGUACUAUGUAAUCUGGAUAAUGGCUGACCUCGCUUCGUUUGUCAUAAUUUUAGGGGUUUUUAUCUUCCAGAAGUGGCGCUUCGGUAGCAUCCACACAUACAACCCGGAACAGAUCAUGCUCAGUGCCGCCGUCCGCCGGUCCAGCCGUGACGUAAACAUCAUGAAAGAAAAACUCAUAUUUUCAGAAAUCAACAGUGGCGUUGAGACAACGGACGAAGUUUCCUUGUGUUCCGAAAAUGGCUACACCAAUGAGGUUGUCACACCCAUCGACCACCGGGAAGUGAAGCUCCGUAUUGACUGACCGGGGGAGGUGGCAGUGGGCAAGAUCUGGGGGUCCCCCUGACUCCGGGGGGCUUCCUUAGUCCAACAGCUCCAAGGAAAUGUUGGCCAAGUCUGUGUUCCUUUGUCGAAACUCCUAAUGCAACAAACUUUGUGAGGGCGGCCUGGAGCCUCUCUGGAAACUGAAGCUGGGCUGGGUUUCUUUGUUGUUAUUAUUAUUAUUAUUAUUAUUAAUAAUAUUAUUAUUUUGUAAAGUUGUCCCUUCUUUGUGACCCUUUUCCUGCCUGCUGUGGGCAGCGGGAGCUGGCACAUUUGUCGGGCAGAUGUUCCACUGGCGGUGUGCCCACCUCGCUGGACCAUGAGCUGAGAUGCUGGCCAGGCCAGCAGAGAAGGACCCCCCCACACACAUCCCCCAUUGACUUCUCUAUUCCUUUCUUUGGGACAGUGAUUGUUAGCUGAAUUUAUUUAAAGACGUAUGUUGUGAAACCCU
Messenger RNA from Candoia aspera, 2418 nucleotides. It is a transcript of the gene GDPD5, whose product is annotated as glycerophosphodiester phosphodiesterase domain containing 5. The coding region runs from base 166 to 1950 and encodes 594 amino acids. Gene Ontology annotation, biological process: lipid metabolic process; positive regulation of neuron differentiation. Gene Ontology annotation, cellular component: plasma membrane. NCBI's taxonomy places the organism in Eukaryota, Metazoa, Chordata, Lepidosauria, Squamata, Candoiidae. The transcript has 16 exons. The record is from RefSeq and is a predicted model, not a curated record. Gene Ontology annotation, molecular function: glycerophosphodiester phosphodiesterase activity.